Molecule: messenger RNA, 1855 nt
Organism: Pezoporus occidentalis (night parrot)
Lineage: Eukaryota; Metazoa; Chordata; Aves; Psittaciformes; Psittacidae
Gene: TP53INP2
Product: tumor protein p53 inducible nuclear protein 2
Exons: 4
Coding region: 738-1424 (228 amino acids)
Biological process (GO): positive regulation of DNA-templated transcription; autophagosome assembly
Cellular component (GO): autophagosome; nucleus
Source: RefSeq, a predicted model, not a curated record
CCAGUGUACACGUGGCCCUGGGCAGGCUCAGGAGGAACUGGUGAGGAGCUCGGGGUUCCUGCAGGAUCAAAGUCCAACUUGGCAGUUGGCAUUCAGCCUUCUGUGACCUAUGGAGGGUGUGAUGUUGGGGCUGCUCCCCUCUCGAUGCACAUGGCCCUAGGGAUGUUUCACCUGCAGCAUCCCAGAGAGGAGACUCCUAAAAUCUCAUAGGGCAGCUCAUAAAAAUGUCCUGGUUGCUCAGAUCCUGCAGCCACUGCCGGAUUUUCCAGGGUUCUGUGUGACGACGUCAAGUAGCAGGAGGUUGGGUUUGUCCUUGGGGCAAGGACCUUCCUGCAGUGGUUACACAGGGGAGCUGGUGCAUGUGGGGACAGCAGCACCAGGAAAAGACCCCCUAUGUCCUCCUCCUUAAGGUGGGAGCACAUGGGGACUCCAGUCCACACUGAGCUGCUGGACUCAGCCAAGGUAAGCGCUUCAGGUGCUGGCUUUAUCUGCUAUUGAUGAGAAGAGCCUCGUGAUAAAGAUGCCUUUGCACUGAAGCCAAGUGAAGAACCUCAGAACUGCACUGCACACCAUUUAACUCAGCUCCGAGCUCCCUAGCAGCAGAGUAUCUCCAUCACCACUGAGACCUCGAGUGCUGGUUUUACCCCUCGCUGCCCCCCGCUCCCAUUUCCACGUCUGAAAGGCAGUGCUCAGCAGGACCCUAACUCGCCAUCCAUCCUACGGGACCGCUCCCCACCAUGUUUCAGCGUCUCACCAGCCUCUUCUUCAGUGACAGCAGCACUCCGGAGGGCCUUGAGGAGCCCAAACCCUUUGUUGAGGAGGAGGAGGAGGAGGAUGGCUGGCUCAUAAUUGACCUUGCAGGCAGCCGUGCCCGCCCCGCCGCAGCCCGGCGAGUGGGUGCUGGCGGCACCGGGCGCUCGGCGCGGUCCCGCCCGGCUCCCCCCGCUCCGUCACCACCUCCGGCCGCUGCCCCGGCUCCAGCCGGUCCCUGCUUGAUGGACGAGAGUUGGUUUGUCACCCCUCCCCCCUGUUUUACUGCAGAGGGGCCCGGCCCCGACGGCGUGGGGAGCAGCCCCAUGGAGGACCUGCUCAUCGAGCACCCCAGCAUGUCUGUCUAUGUCACCAGCACCCUCGAGGUGGACGGGGAGGGCCCUGAGGAUGAUGCUGCUGAGGAGGUGCCGGAGCCGCGGCUGGAGCGGCACGUUCCGCACCACAGCCGGUCCCUCUCGGUGAAAGCUGCCAUCCUGGAGAAGGUGGGUCAGGCGCGGCGGGUGCAGCGCGCCAAGCAGCUGGCCGACAAGCACCGGCUGAGCCAGAAGGCGCUGCAGCGGCAGAACCGCGCCUGCCAGCGCCCGCUGCGCCGCGCCAAGCAGCACAUCGGCACCUUCGUCCACCAGCCCUGCCAGCGCCACUGCAACUACUGACCUCGCCGGGACGCCCGGCGCCGGCACCGUGGUGCAGCCGGGCUGCGGUUCCACUCCACGCCCUCCUCACACACAUCCCUCUGCACACCCGGGCCUCCACUCAGCAUCUUCCUCAUCUUCAUCCCCGCGCCCUUCACCCACAGCGCCGCAGCUCCAGCAUGGAGGGCCGAGUUGCCCGCUCCACCUCGCAGCCGUGCCAGCCUUUACAUGGGAAUUGGGUAUUCCUGGUGAGAUCCCCCGCGUCGAAGCCUGUUUGUCCUGAUGAGCCUGUGACAUCAGUGCCUUUCUUCCGGACGCCAUGACUCCACGUGUAGCCAGACUGGGAUGUCACAAGCAGAGACCCCGUGAAAAGAGCAAUGAAGCAACAAGAUUUGGGAUUUUUUAGGAAAAUCUCACCCAUGACACUAAAUAAUGCUUCCUGCCCCCUGAAA